This is a messenger RNA of Mercenaria mercenaria, 1041 nucleotides long. RefSeq lists its product as uncharacterized. The coding region runs from base 1 to 1041 and encodes 346 amino acids. The record is from RefSeq and is a predicted model, not a curated record. The transcript has 3 exons. NCBI's taxonomy places the organism in Eukaryota, Metazoa, Mollusca, Bivalvia, Venerida, Veneridae.
AUGAUAGCUCUGUUUCAAACAGAGGAGGAAGGUUGGAAAAACUUGGUGGUUCUGAGGAGUAAAAUUCCCACUGAUUGGGGAAAAGGUAUGAUCAAUCCCAUACCAAAGUCAGGUAUAACGGAUCCUAGAAAUCCAAUGGCUUACCGAGGUAUAACAUUGGCGCCAGCAAUGUACAAAUUGUACUGCUCUGUGUUAAACAAUAGACUGUCUGAAUGGUUAGAAAGUAAUAAUUUGUUAUGUGAUGAGCAAAAUGGCUUCAGAAGGGAGAGAGGGACUAUUGAUCAUUUGUCUAGUUUGACCUCUGUUAUUGAGUCAAGAUUGAAAAAGAAACAUGCUACAUUCGUAGCCUAUAUAGACUUCAAAAAGGCAUACGACACCAUUGACCGAUCUCUUUUAUGGAGUCGCUUGGCUCAUAUGGGUGUUAAUAACAAAAUGUUGAGAGCAAUAAUAUCCAUUUAUGAUAAUGUGAAGUCUUGCAUAAAGUUGAAUGGAUACAUGUCCGACUGGUUUGACGUUAAAAUCGGAUUACGUCAGGGAUAUGAGUUUAGUUUACAGUCUAUGUUAAAUACUUUGUGUGACUGGUGUGAUGUAAACCACAUGACUGUUAAUAUGACAAAGAGUAAUGUAAUGCAUUUUAGAACAACUUCUAUGCCUCAGUCACAGUUUGUGUUUAAAUGUAAAGAUGAUGUACUUAAGUAUACGGAUAAAUAUACAUAUCUCGGGAUUACUUUGAACGAGUUUCUAGACUAUAGUGUAACUGCAAAGUUUGUCUCACAGGCAGCUGGCAGAGCAUUAGGACUGCUAAUUGCAAAGUUUAAAAGUAUAGGUGGUAUGCCUUACAAUGUCUAUACCAAGUUGUACGAUUCUCUUGUCUGGCCGGUAAUUGCGUAUGGAGCCUCAAUUUGGGGCACUAAAAGAUUCACAUGUAUUGAUGCAAUACAAAAUCGAACAAUGCGCUUUUUCUUAGGGACAGGCAGGUACACUCCAAAUGCCGCAGUUGCUGGUGAAAUGGGCUGGAUUGUACGUUUUCUAAACAGUUAA